Molecule: messenger RNA, 1423 nt
Organism: Diuraphis noxia (Russian wheat aphid)
Lineage: Eukaryota; Metazoa; Arthropoda; Insecta; Hemiptera; Aphididae
Product: transcription factor SOX-10-like
Biological process (GO): regulation of transcription by RNA polymerase II
Cellular component (GO): nucleus
Molecular function (GO): RNA polymerase II cis-regulatory region sequence-specific DNA binding; DNA-binding transcription factor activity, RNA polymerase II-specific
Source: RefSeq, a predicted model, not a curated record
GUUAGUUCGAUCGGCCCAACGGAUUAUAUACAUUAUUUUAGUUAUUUUGAUAUUUCGUACGUUCAUCAUAUUGUAUUCUAGACAUUUUGUGUACCCGACUAGAUUUAUUUUUUUGUUUUAUAAAUAUUUUAAUCAUGAACUGUUCGYUGGUAAAAUCACCCGGUCCAUCCGGUAAACCAGUGGUCACUAUUACAGCCAGUGCGGCAGCGAGCGUAACGGCCGCUGCCAAGGCGGCGAUGAGCAAUGCAUUGAAAGACAACGAGCAGAUAAAUGACGCUGUGAGCAAAGUUUUGGGUGGAUACGAUUGGACUCUGGUGCCGGUUCCUGCCAAACCUCCUACAGAGAAGAAAAAUUAUCAUGUAAAGAGACCAAUGAACGCUUUUAUGGUCUGGGCUCAAGCAGCACGUCGCAAGCUUGCCGAUCAGUAUCCACAACUUCACAAUGCCGAGCUUAGUAAAACGCUUGGACAAUUAUGGAGACUUUUGAGUGGAGAUGAUAAACAGCCAUUUAUAGAAGAGGCUGAAAAGCUGCGAGUGCUCCACAAGAACAGAUAUCCCGAUUAUAAAUAUCAACCACGUCGACGCAAGGCGGCUAAGGGCAUGCCAAAGAUACAGGACAAAUCAAAGCAUGAUAAAUCUGAGCCAAACGAUCCUCAGUAUCAACGGAAUUUAAAACAUGACAUGUCGAUGAACUGUAACAGCACCACUAGUAAUCGAUCAAUUAAACAAGAAAUGAUUCCUGCYAGCUCAUCAUCGACCAGUAGUAAUAGUCCAUCUGGUUCAGCACCAGAACCACUAACUCCUCCUACUACUCCAAACUAUUACCCAGCCAAACUCAAAAACGGCUAUUGCAACACUACGCAUACUAUUUGUUACGGUGGUGAAUCGGGUGAAUCUGCGAUAGAUUACAGUCUAGAUUUUGGUCGUAUGGAUGAUCUACCGGCGGUGGAGGCUAUUGGAGCUGACAUGGUGGACAGUUCGGAACUGGAUCAGUACCUAACAAUGAGUAACCAAUAUCCAUCCACGUCAAGCAGUUGUGUUGACCCUGGUGAACAAUAUUAUUAUCAUGCCAGGUAUCACGAAAUGCAACCGAAUACGGCCAAGCAACAUUUUUCGGUACAUCAAACGUCAUACCUGCCGCCUUAUCAAAUUCUGCCGCUUUAAAUGAUGACCCACUUAAAGAUUUUAAGCUUGUCUCAAUAUAUACAUUUCACGAUUUCACCCCUUUCUCAGCAAACGUAACAGUCAUUAAAUUAUAAGGGGAUAAACAUAAGCUAAUCAUAAUUAAUUAGUUACAACCACUAAUUUCCAUUUCAAUGAGAUUUUAAGCUUUGUUAAUACUACAAAAUAUAUUUCUCUUGUAUAAAUUAUAUUUAAUGUAAUUGUAAUUUUUAUGCAUCAUUAUAAUUUAGUGAAAACAUGAU